Messenger RNA from Pyricularia grisea, 1995 nucleotides. RefSeq lists its product as uncharacterized. The transcript has a single exon. The coding region runs from base 1 to 1995 and encodes 664 amino acids. NCBI's taxonomy places the organism in Eukaryota, Fungi, Ascomycota, Sordariomycetes, Magnaporthales, Pyriculariaceae. The record is from RefSeq and is a predicted model, not a curated record.
AUGGAUGAAUCUGCACGCCUUCAGCUUCUCCGCCGGCGCUCGACGCGCACCGGCUGGGAAUCCGCACGCCGCAGUACUCAAUCACUGACCGUCCCCGGCGACAUCAACGAGGGCGGCGCGUACGACAUUGCCGACUACGCCAUCACCCCGAUCGAGGCCGGUCUCAGCAGCGACGCCUACCUCAGCAGGAAGCGGCACUCGGACGACGUGACGCAGCGAUCCUCGCUCAUCAAGCUGGGCAUCAUGGUCGUAUUUUCCGGCGCCGUGAUCUGGGUGCUCGUGGUCACCGUGACUGGUUUCCAGUCCAGCAGCCAGGCGAGGCUCGCGAAGCGCUUCGUCAAUUGCGAUGCGGCGGUGCUGGCGGCGUUUCUCCCGCAAAAUGCGGCCAUCGAGAACGUCACGGCGGUGCAGGAGGGAGGGACGUUUGGCGAGGGCAAGGCCAACCGCUGGGUCAGCGCGGACCCGACCGACCUGCCGGCCCUGUGCGCUGUGAUUGUCAAGGUCACCAGCUCGCCGAGCACCAGCUACCGCUUUGGCAUGUUUCUGCCCUCGUCUCCGCCAUCAUCAUCAUCAUCAUCGCCGUUUUCUUCUGCAGAGGACUCAGGCCCCUGGAACGGCCGCCUCCUGACCACGGGCAACGGCGGCUUCGGCGGCGGUAUCGGCUGGCUCUUCAUGGCGGAGGGGGCGAGGCGCCGGUUCGCCGUCAUCGCUACCGACACGGGCCACAACUCUAGCAGCACCGACGUGGCCUGGGCGCUGAACGAGCCCGAGAAGCGCACCGACUGGGGCUGGCGGGCGCUGCACGGCUCCGUCGAGAUUGGGCGGAAUCUGACUAGGGGUUUCUACGGCGAGGAGGUCAAGUACUCGUACUACUCCGGCUGCUCGACUGGUGGCAGGCAGGGGUUGAGGGAGCUGCAGAUGGACCCUGAGGCGUUUGAUGGGGUGUUGGUUGGCGCUCCGGCCUGGUACACGACGCACCUGAACACCUACGCUGCCAAGACGGGACAGUUCAUUAAUCAGCCGGGGACCCCUGGCUAUAUCCCAGUGGAGAUGUUUCCCGUCAUUGGGGAAGACGUGGUGAGGCAGUGCGACGCGGACGACGGGGUGGAAGACGGUAUAGUCAGCCUGCCAGAUCAGUGCGUACCUGAUCUCCAGGGCAUCAGAUGCGACAACCCGACGGCGAAUCAAUCCGCGUGUGUGAAUGAGGCACAACUAGAAAUGGUCAAUAACAUAUAUGAGGACUGGCGCUGUGAGGAAGACAGCCAAGACUGCCCGUCUGCGCAUCCAGGGGUGGAUCCAACCCUGCUCUACACCGCCCUUUCGCCCGGGUCCGAGGGCCAAUGGGCCGAGCUCUACAACCGCACGGAGCCUACAGCGUACGGGCUCGGCUACGUCCGGUAUUUCGUGUACGGCAAUGAGUCCUGGGACUGGACAAAAUUCGACGACGAGCAGCUCGUGCGCGACGCGAUGAGGCUCGACACGAGCGGCGCAGAGGCGGUGGAGUACGACAUCAGCCGGUUCCAAGACAGGGGAGGCAAGCUCAUCAUGUACCACGGCGACUCGGACGGAAUCGUUCCCGUGCGCGGCUCGAAUCUCUACUACGACCGGACGCUGGAGGUGAUGGGGGAGGAGCGCCUGGACGGCUUCUUCCGGUACUUUCGCAUCCCCGGCAUGCACCACUGCCUGGGCACGAGCAUGGAUGCGCCGUGGAACAUUGGCGCCUGGGCCCAGUCUACCGCGUUUGGGACCAACGGGUCCGCGUCGGUUCCGGGGUUCGAGGACGCGGAGCACGAUGUGCUGUUGGCGCUGGUGGAAUGGGUUGAGAAGGGGAGGAGGGUGGACAGGCUGGUGGCGACGACUUGGAACACGUGGAACAAUGUCAGCACCGGGGUCAUGAGGCAGAGGCCUCUGUGUCCCUGGCCGGCGAGGGCGGUUUGGGAUGGUGUUGGAGAUGUGGAUAUCGCGGAAAGUUGGGGUUGUCGGGUUGAGGAUUGA